GUGAUUGGUUGGUUAAACUUUGAAUUUUCCCGGUGUAUUCGCCCACUCCAUGUACACAGUUGGACGUUGACUACACGUCGUUUUGUUGUUUGCUUGAUUAGAAACAGGUCGGAAAGGUGGCUUAGUACUUUGUUUUGGUCCAUUGGGGUGAGAGGUCGAAAUGAAUUUGGGCGUUAAAGCUCUCCUUAGCUGGGUCAAAGCUACAAUAACCACAGACGGAGAAGCUGAAACUGACAUAAACGUUGAAGAUUUACAAAAUGGGGAGAUCUUACUCAAACUGGUCUAUCUCCUAAAAAGAGAGUCCAUACCCUGCCUGAGAAAUUGUAUUGAUGAUCGCUUCAAGAUUAUUUCUGACUUUAUUGAAAGAGAUUGCAGAUUUAAUGCACUAAAUGGGACUCCAAUUGUAUGGAGCGCUAUUAAAGAUGGCAGCAACAUAACAAUUGAAAUUGCAAAGGUCCUUUUGUUGCUCGUUUAUCAUGACAUGAUGAAUGACCAUUGCACCCUAAGGACCCUGGAUUGUGACGUAGAGAAUCAGAUAGCAAGCUUAACUGCUACUUAUGUGAUGGAGAGUGAAGGAAGCGUCUCUUUGAGGCCGGGACUUGAUGCCUAUCUGUCUAGACGUUACUUGCCUGUGUCCCGUGAUAUUUUUGAUAAAUCAAGCUCCACUUCAGUAUCCAGUGUAUCAUCAGUAUACGAUGAGGAUGAGUCCCCUCUCUUUGGUCGUUCUCAAAAAGUCAAAUUUUUGGACUUGCAAAAUGUAGCAUCGUCUUCAGCCAGCUGUUCACCUAUACAAGACAUUAUAAACACACCCAUAUUUCAGAUGAGGAAGCUGCAACGUCAAUUAAUACAAGACCGGGAUUACAGAGAUGGGUUGGAAAAGGAACUCUCCAGCAAACUGGCACUUUUGGCACAAAGAGAAUCCCAAAUAAAUCAGCUGCAGCAUUGUUUGGAUAAACUAAAGAAGGACCAAGGUGCUUGUGAACAAACUGCAAGAGAGCAAAUUGAUGAGCUGGAAAACAAGAAUAACAUGUUGCAGUCACGCUUUAAUGAUGUACUGAGGCAGAAUAAAGAACUCAAGGGUAAUACUGCACUGAUGGAGCGCAAAGUAGAUGAACUAGCUGAAGAAAAUGGUGUGCUGUCUUCGCGGAUGACAACAGUGUCUUCUCAGUUGGCGAUUUUUAAGGCGGAAGUUGACAGACUGACAGAGACCCAAACUUCUAAUGAAGUUGAGUGGAGAAGUACUGUAAGCAAUUUGCAAUCAGAGCUUAAUGAAGCAAGGGCACAAAAGGAACUUCUUGCAGAACAAAUUGAGAUCCUUCAAGGAAAGAUAUCCUGUUUAGAAGAUAAAAUAAGCAGAUCCACACAAGAAGAGGAAGGUGACAAUAUGUUUGUUUCAGUGGAGAAAGAAUUGCUGGAGAACAAAAUCAGCUUGUUAACUGAUGAAUUGGAGAACACCACAAAUUCUCUUCAGAAAAUUGAAGAGGAGGCACAGGCCAAGACCCAGCAACUAAAGGAACGUGAGCAAGACAUUUCUGACCAGAAGGAACUUUUACUGCAACAACAGAACCAAAUUGGUCAGUUGAUUGAGUCAAAGAAUAUAGCGGUAAGAAACCUCCAGAAAGAGAUGACAGAGGUGAGAGAAGUUCUGCAACAGAAAAUAUCUGCACUUAAACUUCAACUGGAAGAAGCUGAGCAAAAGAAAAAUGAACAGACCACAAGGUUACAAGUCCAAAUUGAGUCAUGUAAUCAAGAAAUUGAAAAACUGAAGGAAAGGAAACGAGAAAAAGAAGAUCUUCUUCUUCAAACUGAGGAAAGAGUUAAAGAUCUCAUGACCAAGCUGUAUACUGCUAAUAAUCUUUUGGCUGAUAAAGCUCAAGAAGUAAGCAGACUCACAGAAAAGAUAGCUCUACUAACUGAAAUGCAUCAACAAGCCAAAGAUGAAAGUCUAGCCAAAGAAGAAAUGUUUUCACAAUUGCUGCUGGAAAAAUCUCAAGAUAAGGAGGUUCUUCAAAAUAACAUCCAGUCAUUAAAAGAUGAAGUCAACAACCUUAAAACAUCACUAACACACACUGAAGAGGAACUGCAAAGAGAAAAAGAUCUCCUCAGUAAAACAAAUAAAGAAAGCAGUGAGCGAAUUGAGGGUCUCAAUCAUGAUAUUGUACUUUGUAAAGAGACAAUUGAGACACUUAAAGAGGAACUUCACGUCAAAGAUGAGCAACUAAUUGAGGUUAAAAAAGAUAACGCAAUACAGUCAGAAAGGUUGCAAGCGGAAAUCUGUGCUCUUAAAAGUCAAAUCAAUGGUUUGUGUGAUUCUUUGAAUGAAGAAAAGCAACAGGUCCACAUAAAGCAGAGUGAAUUGAUGAAACUGGAAGAAGAAAGUUCUCAUCAAAAAGGACUUCUGCAGCAACAGUUAUCAUUUUCUGAAGAGAUGAUAAAAAAUUUAAAAGCUGAAAUUGAAACAAAGAUUGAACAAAUAAGCUUGUUAGAAAACCAAAGAUUUGAGCAAUCUGUCCUCUUAAAAAGGGAAACAAAUAACUUGCAGCAACAAGUGGAGUCUCUCACAUCUCGGCUUAGAAAGGCAGAAGAGGAUUUAUGUUUAAAGGAAAAUGACUUUGCCCUGAAACAGCAGGAGGUGGAGGGACUGCAGACAAAGGUGUCUGAAUUUGAAGAGAAGAUCAAGAGACUACAUGCCAACAUUAAAACUAAAGAGGAAGAAUUAUUAAAUCUUAAGGGGAAAACCUCCAUAGAGAUGGAACGUCUAAAGGAAGAGAACCUCAAACGGUCAGAGGAGCUUGAGAAUGAAAUCCAACUUCUCAGUUCCGAAGUCCAAAGUUUGCAUCAUUCUUUAAACAGUGUUACAGAACAGCUGAGGCUUACAGAAGACAUGCUGGCCAGAAAAGAGAUGGAGAUUUCACAUGAAAAUGAUGUGAUUCAAAAACUAAAGGCAUCAUUUGAUGAUGAGAUGUUUGCUCUUAGGCAGCAGCUACGUGCUAAUGAAGAACAGAUGGUUACACUAAAAAGUAAGACUGAUUGUCAGUCUAGCAUACACCAACAAGAGAUGCAGUCCCUUAAGGACCAGCUUCACAAUAUGGCCGAAGCAUUGAGUAAAGCUGAAGAGAUGGUUCAGACUCAGCUCCAAAUGAUUACUGAACAAGAAAUUAAAAGUGCUCAGGAGAAAGAGGUGCUUGAGCAAAAACUUGUAGACUCUCAGGCCGUUAUCAGGGAGCUAGAGAAUGAGAUUAGUGUUAAAGAACAACAAAUGAUGGAGCUGAGGACACAGAGCUCUGAGCAGUCCAAUGUUCUGUAUGAGCAAAAUGAGCAUCUUCAGAAACAGAUGCAGUUACUAACCUCUUCUUUGAAAGACACUGAAGAUAAAAUGCAUUCCAAAGAGUCUUUACUAACGCAACAACAGCAUGAAAACCAACUGAAACAAGAAGAACUUUGUGGCCUACAUCUUAAAGUGGAACAGGCUGAAAAAGAUGUGGCAUUAUUCAACCAAGAGAAAAGUCAGAUGCAGAUAAAUCUUCAAGAAAAGGAGGAGCUUCUGGUCAAAACUAAACAGCAGUAUCAGAUGGUUCAGGCAGAGUUAUCUGCAAUUAAAAUCAGGUUGGCUGAAAAUGACAAAGAUGUUGGCAAACUCAAGGAUGAGGCAGUAGCACAGAUGGAGUUGUUUCACAAAACAAAAGAACAAGUUAAACACAAAGAUGACUUGUUUAAAGAGCUACAAGAACAAAGUUCAAGACAAAUUGAUGAUUUGCAACAAUGUAUGGAGACCUUGAAAGGUCAACUUGAUGAUUGUUCUCAUAAACUUGUGGUCAAAGAAGAGCUGUUAAUUAAAUGCCAGCUGGAAUCAGAUCAGCAAAUUGAUCAUCUUAAGCAAGAACUUGUGUCUCUCAACGCAGAGCUCAGUCAACACAAAGAAAUGAAUACCCAUGUCCUCAGACAAAAGGAAGAAACACUUAAAUCUACACAAAAGGAUAGGGAUUGUCUUAUUAAAGAAAAAGAAGCACUGCAUGCAAGAAUACUUGCUGUAGAGUCUUUACUAACGCAACAACAGCAUGAAAACCAACUGAAACAAGAAGAACUUUGUGGCCUACAUCUUAAAGUGGAACAGGCUGAAAAAGAUGUGGCAUUAUUCAACCAAGAGAAACGUCAGAUGCAGAUAAAUCUUCAAGAAAAAGAGGAGCUUCUGGUCAAAACUAAACAGCAGUAUCAGAUGGUUCAGGCAGAGUUAUCUGCAAUUAAAAUCAGGUUGGCUGAAAAUGACAAAGAUGUUGGCAAACUCAAGGAUGAGGCAGUAGCACAGAUGGAGUUGUUUCACAAAACAAAAGAACAAGUUAAACACAAAGAUGACUUGUUUAAAGAGCUACAAGAACAAAGUUCAAGACAAAUUGAUGAUUUGCAACAAUGUAUGGAGACUUUGAAAGGUCAACUUGAUGAUUGUUCUCAUAAACUUGUGGUCAAAGAAGAGCUGUUAAUUAAAUGCCAGCUGGAAUCAGAUCAGCAAAUUGAUCAUCUUAAGCAAGAACGUGUGUCUCUCAGCACAGAGCUCAACCAACACAAAGAAAUGAAUACCCAUGUCCUCAGACAAAAGGAAGAAACAUUUAAAUCUACACAAAAGGAAAGGGAUUGUCUUAUUAAAGAAAAAGAAGCACUGCAUGCCAGAAUACUUGCUGUAGAGAAACAACUGGAAGUCACUGUCUCAGAAAACCAGAGACUGGCCCAAGCCAAGCAGGCCAUAGAAAGAGAGAAUGAUGCUGCCCUAAAGCUCCAGACUAAACUGCAGCAGGAGCUGCAAAUGCUGAAAGAGGACAAGGACACUCUUCUAAAGGAAAAGGAAAAAAUGGAAAACACGGAGUUAGUGAAGAAAGACUUGCUUGAGCAGCUCUCUGCAAAAUCUACUGCUGUGGAACAUUAUAAAGCACAGAUGGAGAAGGCAGUGAGUCACUAUAAUAGCAAGAAGCAGCUUUUACAGAAAAGUGAAGAAGAGGUGGCUAAUUUGAAACAAUCACUUGAGGUUGAGGAGCGUGAAGUUAAAACUGUUACCAUGGAAAACAAGCUUCUACAAAUGGAAAUGGAUAAAAUACAAAGCAAUGAAAAAUUACUUCUGAACAAGAUUGCCAGUUUGGAAGCACAGCUAAGCUUUGCAGACAAGGCUCUCCGCGCACAAAAUAAAUUCCACUUUGAGCAGAAGACAUCAGAGCAAAUGCCCUUUACUUUGGAAGUUCCUGGAGAGCGAAAUGGUAUUAUAAGAACAAAGGUUAGGAGCAUGAGCUCUGACAGCCUGGACCAGAGCUCUUUAGAUGAUUCGCUGAACAACACAAGAAAAUUAUCUGCACCUGGUGAAGCAAGCACUCCACUAGUUCGCAGUUCAGAGCGCCUAGCAGCCAAACGCAAUGGACUCCAGGCUGAGUCUCUAGAGACUCUUUACUUUACACCCAUCAGCACAAGACACCGGGCUACUACAGACUUCAAACCAGAGGAGUCUGCCAAGAGAAAUUCAGCUUCAUCUGUCAAGAGACGUAGGACCACACAGGUUAUAAACAUCACCAUGACAAAGAAAACUCCAGGCCGCAAUGAAGCUGAUGAAACUUUCUACAGUUUGACUUCAGCUCGCUCCCAGCCAAAUCUCUCUAGUGCCCAUAAAGCCCAGGGAAUCUCCACAGAACUUUUCACUACACCUAAAGCAACUGAAGCUGACCAGCUCAUCGGUCUCCCAGGAUACAGACGCAGCACCAUCCAUUCACAGGCUACAAGUACAUUCUGUGUUGGAACAGAGAAUGAACCAGAAGGUGGACCUGAGGACUGGAUGAGAAUAGCUGAGAUUCAGGCAAGAAACAAGGCUUGCCUUCCACAUCUGAAGAGCAGCUAUCCGUUGGAAUUUGAUACUGUUCGCAAUAGUGCUUUGAUUUUCACUGAUGAAGAACUCAGGACUGGUGACCCUAUUGAGACUAUCCGCCGUGCAUCUGUGAUGCCUGGGCAGCUCCAGGACUCUCUGACUUCCCACAGACUCUCUUACAUGGGUCACAAUGGUAAAAAUGCUACAUCUCAGUCACGGCUCUCCUUAAUGCCAGGCCAAGCCAUUCCCAAAGCAGUCAGCGCCACUCUCAGGAACCCAAAAAACAAGCGAGCUUCAUCUACACUGACUACACAUCCAACUUCACCUGAGAAAAAAAUUAGAGCCAGCUGUUUCCCUCGUCCACUUACUCCCAAAAAUAAGAAUGUUACUGGUCCAGCAAUCCCUCACAUCCAGACUGCCCUGAGUCCAGCGGAUCGGAGGCAGUCAAUGAUGUUUACUAUUGACAACACCCCAAGAAAAGACCCUAGAAAAGACAUUCUAAAGAAGGGUCUAAACAAACUACGAAGCUCUACUCGUAAAUCACCAGGCAAAAAUCUCAAGUCUCCUGCACAGUCAGUUAGUCGUCGUGGCCAAGAGAAUAUUCCUGCGAGAAAUGGACGCACACCUGUCGAAGGGACUGGCAGGCUGGGAAGCCAGAAAUCCCCUUUGGUAGCAAAUAAAGGACAGAGAAAGUCCCCACGUGUAUCCACUAGGGCUGCAAAGUCCCCUGGCCUAACGGCUAGCGCACGCAAGGAGUGUGAUAUUGUACCUCAGGAAAAUCUCACUAUGAUGAGCAGGAUGAAGGUGUGAUGCAUUUUAUUUUUAGCCCUGUGGGACAGCACUGGACAAAAUAAUUUGGUUGUUUUAUCAAAUCACUUAAUUGAAAUUGUAGUGUCAUACAGAGUAAAUCAUUUAUGUUUGUAGCAAUUUAAGCAUUGCAUAUUAUCACAUGGACAAAAACUGGGAACAUUAGUUUUGCUUCAUUUAUACUUUUGUUUUAAAUUGGAGAUUUGUGUGCCCAAGUUUUUACAAAAAGCUUAACAUUGCCUCAUGUUUUAUAAUUUUUAAGAUUUUUUUUUACAUUCUGAAUGAAAUUUAAAGAUUUGUAUUACAGCUCAGGUUGUCAGUGGCUAAUAUUUGAUUUUGGUUGGCAUACUUUUAUGCCACUCUCACCACUACACAUUUUAAUGUAAGUAAAUUUACUUUUUAAGUUUCACUGUAAUAUAUUUUUAUGUUUAUGAAUAAAGUCUAUCCAAAUAUCUUUA
Messenger RNA from Boleophthalmus pectinirostris (great blue-spotted mudskipper), 7104 nucleotides. It is a transcript of the gene numa1, whose product is annotated as nuclear mitotic apparatus protein 1. Lineage: Eukaryota; Metazoa; Chordata; Actinopteri; Gobiiformes; Gobiidae. Gene Ontology annotation, cellular component: centrosome; spindle pole; spindle microtubule. Gene Ontology annotation, molecular function: microtubule binding. The coding region runs from base 161 to 6649 and encodes 2162 amino acids. The record is from RefSeq and is a predicted model, not a curated record. Gene Ontology annotation, biological process: establishment of mitotic spindle orientation. The transcript has 25 exons.